CUUUUAACCCGCGCGUGGGGGCGCCCAGGCCACUGGGCUUCGCGGAGCAAGCGAGUGUCGCCAAGCAGCCGGAGCCGCAGCCGCGCGCGUCCCGUCCCGAAGCCGACGCCAGCUCGCCAGCAUGGCCCCCGCAGCGGCUUCGGGUGGCAGCUCUCUGCCCAGUGGCUUCUCGGUCUUCACCACCUUCCCGGACUUACUCUUCAUCCUUGAGUUUAUCUUCGGGGGCCUGGUGUGGAUCCUGGUCGCGUCCUCGCUGGUGCCCAUCCCCCUGGUCCAGGGCUGGGUGAUGUUUGUGUCUGUGUUCUGCUUCGUGGCCACCACUGCCCUGCUCGUCCUGUACAUCAUCGGCGCUCACGGCGGGGAGUCGUCCUGGGUCACCCUGGACGCAGCCUACCAGUGCGUCGCCGCCCUGUUCUACCUCAGCGCUUCGGUCCUGGAAGCCCUGGCCACCAUCUCCAUGCAGGACGGCUUCACCUACAAGCACUACCAUGAGAACAUCGCGGCCGUGGUGUUUUCCUACGUCGCCACGCUGCUCUACGUGGUCCACGCCGUGUUCUCUUUAAUUAGAUGGAAGUCUUCGUAAAGCAGCAGGACUUGAGCCGAAAACCCAGGGGUGUUGGCGGAUCAGCCAUCUUCCAGCAUCACUUUCUAGAAGGUAGACACGCUCUCAAUGGUGGAAAAAAGAAGACAAACAAACCAAACAAAGCAACACUUCCCCACGGGUAUCAUGCUGACCUUCCCAUUCACCUUCCCCCCAGGGGCAGGGGGCUUGCUGUGUUUAACCUCCAAUACUGAGCUGUCUCUCCAGGGUCUUCCGUCUGUGAGAGGGGCCUGUGGGGGUGGGACAUGGGGAGUGUGACCUCAGAAGCAGCAGCGAUCCCCCACUGGCCCCGGGCCGAUCUCGGGAACAGCCUGCUGGACCGUCCCACGGGCUCCUGGAGACCCAUUUCACGGUGCGCUAGCGACCUCAAGGAUCCUGAGCGUCCAGGAACUGAAACUCACCCGACAGAUAGUCCCAGAUGUCCACGGUGGAAGAUGAUGACCCUUCGAAAUACUUUAUAAAGGGCCUGUGUGUCCCACCCUCCGUGGGGCGUGCUUCGGGGUUUUGUUUCGAAUUGCCCUGUGCUGGGAACACCCUCCUGGUGGCCUUCUGUCUGAGGCAUCCUUUGACUUAGCCUGAUGUCAGGAGGUAGCAGGUGAUGCCGUGCAUGCCUGGCCACUGCCCCCUCCCUCCCAGAGUCCACUGCCAGCGUGGCCUUCCCCUCCCUGGAAACUCACCAGGUGCCAGCCUGGGGCCCCCAGCCAUUUCCCACAAGCCCCAGCAGUUGUGCUCAAUUAGAAUUUCCUUAGACCACUGGAUGUGGUGGCACACACCUGUGAUCCCAGCAGCUGGGGAGGCUGAGGCAGGAGGAGCGCAAGUUCAAAGCCAGCCUCAGCAACUUAGCGAGGCCCUAAGCAGCUCAGUGAGACCCUGUCUCAAAAUAAAAAGUAAAAAGGGUUGGGGACGUGGCUCGGUGGCUCGGUGGCUAAGCACCCCUGGGUCGUAAAGCUGACCCAGAACGUCUCGACUGUGUGGUCUGCUCUCUGUGCCAGUUAGUGAUGUGGAUGAUCAGCUGGUUUUAGAAUGUCCCUGGGGAGGACGGGGACCAGGCUAUGGAGUGGAAGGAAGCAGAGACAACAGGAGGGCACUGUCAGGUGGCAUUCGAUGUCCGGGCUGAGAGCCGACCGAGGUCACUGAGUUAGGAAUCUGGAAGCCCAGCUCCCAUCAUGAGUCCCCUUGAUCCUGUGGCUCGAGAGUGAAUGACAUGCCAGAGACGAGACCCCCGGAUCACUGGUCCCAAAAAAUGGCCCCUUGUAAUGAGCCCACAGAACAUAACUGAAAUUUUUGAAAGGUUUGGCAGGGACUGUAUCUUAAAAACAAAACUAAGCUACAACUUAAGAACUGAUAGGAGGCUUGCCAUGUGUUUACACAAUUUGGACUUGAGUGUUGAUGAAGGAAAGUCUCAUUUGUUUCAACAAAACCGCCCUCGGCUCUGUACUCACCCCAAAACUUAAUGCAAAUGAGGCUCAUUUUGGUUCAAGGAAGGGAGGGAGGGAGGAAGGCUUCAUUGAGUUUCCCAAAGGUUUCCAAGUGUCUAAAUUUUUUUAACCAUUUAAAUAAACUUUCAUAGGCUCUUUC
This is a messenger RNA of Sciurus carolinensis (gray squirrel), 2179 nucleotides long. RefSeq names its product mal, T cell differentiation protein (gene Mal). The coding region runs from base 122 to 583 and encodes 153 amino acids. Lineage: Eukaryota; Metazoa; Chordata; Mammalia; Rodentia; Sciuridae. The record is from RefSeq and is a predicted model, not a curated record. Gene Ontology annotation, molecular function: structural constituent of myelin sheath. Gene Ontology annotation, biological process: myelination. Gene Ontology annotation, cellular component: membrane. The transcript has 4 exons.